UAGACUCGGGGAGAAUGACCUGGGAGAUUCAGGAGUGAAACAGUUGUCUGCGGCUCUGAGCAACCCGGAGUGUAAAAUACAGAAACUGUGGCUGAACAAUGUCGGUCUCACAGACUCUGGUGCCGAGUAUCUCGUCUCCGCUCUCAGUACAAAACCAUCACUGACGGAGCUGGACCUGAAUUAUGAUAAAAUGGGAUAUUCAGGAGUGAAACUGGUGUUUUUGGCUCUUGGGAACCCGGUGUGUAAAACACAGAAACUGUGGCCGAACAAUGUCGGUCUCACAGAUUCUGGGGCCGAGGAUUUCGUUUCCAGUCUCAGUACAAAUCGAUCACUGACGGAGCUGUACCUAAGUCUUGAUGAACUGGGAGAUUCAAGAGUGAAACUGGUCUCUGCGGCUCUGAGGAACCCGGAGUGUAAAAUAGAGAAACUGUGGAUGAGGAAUGUCGGUCUCACAGAUUCUGGGGCAGAGGAUCUCACCUCCGCUCUCAGUACAAACCCGUCACUGACAGAGCUGGACCUGAGUAAUAAUAAACUGAGAGAUUCAGGAGUGAAACUGGUGUCUGCGGCUCUGAGGAACCCGGAGUGUAAAAUACAGAAACUGUUGCUGUGGAGAGUCGGUCUCACAGAUUCUGGGGCCGAGGAUCUCAUCUCCGUUCUCAGUACAAAACCAUCACUGACGUGGCUGGACCUGAGAGAAAACUCUCUGACAGACCGAUCUGUCCCCGCUCUCCGCCGCCUCAUACUGACACUCCAGAGUCUGAAGCUGAUCUGGCUGGUGGGGAAUCGGUUCAGUGAGACCGGGGAAAAGGAACUGGAGCCUCUGCGGGGAGUCAGACCCGGACUGGAAGUGGCCGUGUGAACAUCUGAAUGGGGUCAAUCGGUUCAGUGAGACCGGGAGGAAGGAACUGAGAUCUCUGCAGGAACUGGAGCCUCUGCGGGGAGUCAGACUCGGACUGACAGUGAUCCUGUGAACAUCUGAAUGUGUGAACAUCCCCGCCCGCGGGAUGGAGCCGAUUCCCCCCUGCCCUUUAACUCGCCCUCCCCUUUAACUGCCCCCUGCCUCUCCACUUUAACUCUCCCCACCCCUCUCCUUUAACUCCCGCCCUUAACUUUAAUGGCCGCGAGCCGGGGCUGAUUCCCAACUGUCUUAACGGAACUGGCUCCGGUCUCGAGCUCGGUGAAAUCGGAAGCGCUCCCGCAGUGACGUGCUUCCGCCGGAUGUGCGGGUCCGAGACUCUCCCGCGUGCCACCCCGGGGAAUUACCCGGACGGGAGGAGCCCGGGGGGCCGGGGCUCAGUCUGGGACACUGGUGUCCCGGGAGAGAAUCCUUUUGCCCCCUCUGCUGAGGACGGGGCAUUCGGCUGUCUGGCUGAUAUAAUGAUGUUAAAUUGACAAAUACCUCAGCAAUGGCUUUGGAUCCGCAGCGACCCCGGACACGGCCCUGAAGUGUGAUUUUAUAAUCAUCGGUUCCCCGAUGCAGAGUGACGGUGAUAGACGGGACUGAUUAAUCUACCGUUCACCCGGUGUCGCCGGUCAGUUAAUUCCGAGUGUCUGUGAGCGAGUCGGGAACAGUGUGGCGACCCACUUUCUGCGCAGGUGCACCUGCUCACAAAUAGCCAGCGCUCCUGAGCUCUUCUGACGGCAUUUCCGCCCGGAGAGUGCGGGCACUCGGGAUGAAAUUCCAGCGCUGCGAAGUUUGAAUAAACUAGUCUGGAACAGAUUUAUCGACAGCGUGUCGUUGUCUCUAACUCUGUACGUAGUACAUAGCUACAACAGCUUAUUUAUUCCCGCAAGUCAGCAGCUCGCAUACUGUUUAAUUUGCAUUUAUCAUGAUGAAAUCAAUAAACCGCUGUAACUUCCUGA
Hypanus sabinus (Atlantic stingray) is the source of this 1863-nucleotide messenger RNA. Its product is annotated as ribonuclease inhibitor-like. Gene Ontology annotation, cellular component: cytoplasm. NCBI's taxonomy places the organism in Eukaryota, Metazoa, Chordata, Chondrichthyes, Myliobatiformes, Dasyatidae. The record is from RefSeq and is a predicted model, not a curated record. Bases 191 to 859 code for a protein of 222 amino acids. The transcript has 6 exons. Gene Ontology annotation, molecular function: protein binding.